AUGAUCUUCGAACCGGCCGAGCGGGUGUUGCUCCCCACCAAAGACCUGCUGUCGUUCAUUUUCGAUGACCCUCCAUAUGAUCAGGAUACGCCGAUCUAUGUGGACACGCAUAAUCCGUCGCGGUCGAUCUCCUGCAACGAAGCUAGGAAGUUGAUUCGCCGACUCAUUGCGGGCUUGCGCGCGGCAGGGUUGCAGCAGGGCGAUUGUGUGCUAAUACACUCGUUCAACGACGUAAGUGGUGGACAUUCCGCUCGUAUCCCACGCCGCAGCAUCGGCUCACACGCCAAGAGCACAGAUCAACUACAGUAUACUCGUGCUCGCCAUCAUCGGGGCCGGGGGAUCUUCACGGGGUCUAAUCCAGCAUACACCCCGAACGAACUCGCGCAUCAUAUCAAAACAUCUGAGAGUAAAUUCUUAAUCUCCGAGCCCGAGAUCCUCGAUCCUCUCCUGUGCGCGGCAGCAGAAAGAAACAUCCCGGAUCAGCAUGUCUGGGUGUUUGACAACCUCGGGCAGCCCAUCCCCGCGGGACGGCAGUCCUGGAAGGACCUCCUGAGCGUUGGAGAAGAAGACUGGGUUCGAUUCAAUGAUCUCGCCACGGUGCAGUCCACCACAGCCGCGAGGCUGUUCAGCAGCGGAACCACGGGGCUCCCCAAAGCCGUGACAAUCACGCAUUACAAUCUGAUUGCCCAGCACGAACUUGUUCUUGGAGUCAAUACGCGUCCCUAUCCGAUCUCGCGCAUCAUUGCAGUUCCGGUUUUCCACGCAUCAGCGGCCCCGGUCACUCACAUUUCGACUCUCAAAGCGGGAAACGUGGUGUACAUGAUGCGCCGUUUCGACCUCGAAGGGUACCUUUCCACCGUGGAAAAAUAUAACAUCACCGAUCUGGCGAUGGUACCCCCCAUCGUCAUCGCAAUUCUGAUGUCCCCGCUAUCUCAGAAGAGGCCAUUCCUUCGUAAGGUGCGUCUCGCAGCGUGCGGAGCCGCGCCUUUGGAUAAGGACGUCCAGGCUCGCUUUCGCUCGUUAAUGGGCGAUGACGGUCCUUUCACGCAAGUCUGGGGGAUGACAGAGACAUCCUGCAUAGCGACCAUGUUCCCGUACCCCGAACAUGACGAUACGGGCUCCGUGGGCCGACUCAUACCUAACCUGGAAGCCAAGCUCAUCGACGAAGAUGGCAACAACAUUUCCGCCUUUGGUGUGCGUGGAGAGUUGUGUGUGCGCGGACCCACAGUGACACCGGGGUACUACAAGAACCCCGCCGCCAAUGCCCAGUCGUUUGACUCGGACGGCUGGUUCAAGACAGGAGACAUUGCAUAUUGUGACCAAGCUACCCGGAAAUGGUACAUCGUGGAUCGCAAGAAAGAACUGAUCAAAGUCCGCGGCUUCCAGGUGGCCCCUCCCGAGCUGGAGGCCGUCCUCCUCUCGCACCCGCAGAUCAUUGAUGCAGCCGUAAUCGGAAUUACCAUUCCCGGGGCGAAUAUCGAAUUUCCGCGUGCGUACGUGGUACGGCGGCCAACAGAAGACGGAGCGAAGAUCACUGAGGACGACAUCAAAUCCUAUAUCUUGGAGCGUCUGGCAAGAUACAAGGCGCUCACGGGCGGGGUGAAGUUCGUGGGGGCCAUUGCAAGGAAUCCGAGUGGUAAGAUCCUCAAGCGAGUUCUGCGGGAGGAUGCGAAGAAGGAAUUCGAAGCUGGGGCCAUCAAACCAAACCUGUGA
Penicillium argentinense is the source of this 1713-nucleotide messenger RNA. RefSeq names its product acyl--CoA ligase. Gene Ontology annotation, biological process: secondary metabolic process. The transcript has 4 exons. The coding region runs from base 1 to 1713 and encodes 570 amino acids. Gene Ontology annotation, molecular function: CoA-ligase activity. NCBI's taxonomy places the organism in Eukaryota, Fungi, Ascomycota, Eurotiomycetes, Eurotiales, Aspergillaceae. The record is from RefSeq and is a predicted model, not a curated record.